Kluyveromyces marxianus DMKU3-1042 is the source of this 2085-nucleotide messenger RNA. It is a transcript of the gene SHC1, whose product is annotated as Shc1p. The transcript has a single exon. Bases 1 to 2085 code for a protein of 694 amino acids. The record is from RefSeq and is a predicted model, not a curated record. Gene Ontology annotation, molecular function: protein binding. NCBI's taxonomy places the organism in Eukaryota, Fungi, Ascomycota, Saccharomycetes, Saccharomycetales, Saccharomycetaceae.
AUGGCUGCUUCAGCUUCGCAGAUCCACCCGUAUGCACAGCAUUUGGGGGUACUGAAUCCUGUGGGUAUAGGACGGUUGGAAGUGGAGGCUCAGGAGCGCGAGCAGCGGGAACAGCGAGAGCAGCGCGAAAGAAGGCUUUCUGGAGCCAGCUCUUCAGAGUCGAAAGGUAACGGGAAAGCGGGUAUGAGCCUUUCUCCGACGCAAAGUGGGAGCGUGAGCACGAGUACUGGGACGGGUGCUACGUUGAGGGCUGUUUCUAGCGGCGGGAUGGGCCACGGGAGACGGCCAAAGUCCGUAGAUCUUUCGCAGUUGUACCUUGGCGGUGAAAAGGACGUGAGAUUUACGUCGACAAACGAGACGAUUGCGGAUGAGUCGCACAAGAUAAUCAGUGGAUAUUUGGGGAACGACUCUGCGGCAUCGUUGCUCUCGCGUCAGAAGACGAUUGAGAUGUACAAGGAGAAUGUGAAGAAGUCCAAAAACCCGGAUGUUUUGUUCCAGUACAGUCAGUAUAUGUUGCAAACUGCGCUUACUAUGAGCGCGGAUACGGCAGCAGCUGCUGCUGAUUCUGGGCAAGUGUCUGGGGAAUUGAGCGUAGAAGAACAAAGACAGCAGUUUCUCAAAGAGGCGUUGCACUACUUGAAGAAGUUGAGUGUCAAGGGGUACAAGGACGCCCAGUAUCUAUUGGGAGACUCGUACUCGAGCGGUGUUUUCGGGAAAGUGAACCAGAAGGAGGCGUUCGUUCUUUUCCAGGCAUCAGCAAAACAUGGCCACAUUGAGGCUGCUUAUAGAACUUCAAUCUGCUAUGAGGAAGGGUUGGGUACCAAGAGAGACUCGAGAAAAUGUAUCGAGUUCCUCAAGUUUGCUGCUUCAAGAAACCACCCUGCAGCAAUGUUCAAACUUGGUGUUUAUGCGUUUUACGCCAAGAUGGGUUUACCAGACGAUAUUAUCACAAAAAAAAACGGCCUAAAAUGGCUCUCGAGAGCUGCCGCUAAGGCCAACAGGUUGACUUGUGCGGCUCCUUACGAAUUAGCUAAAAUUUACGAAACAGGGUUUCUUGAUAUCUUAAUCGCAGAUAAAAAAUACGCAAUGGAAUUAUACGUGCAAGCAGCAUCGCUUGGUCAUAUGCCAUCAGCCACAUUGUUGGGCAGAAUAUAUGAAACAGGGAACGAAAUCGUGCCUCAGGAUACCGUACUCAGUGUUAACUACUACACUAUUGCAUCCCAUGGUGGUGACCCAGAAGCUAUGAUGGGUUUAUGUGCUUGGUAUUUGAUCGGUGCCGAGCCUGCGUUUGCAGCAGAUGAUAAAGAGGCUUUCGAAUGGGCAUUGAAGGCUGCUCGAUUGGGAUUCCCAAAGGCCCAAUUUACAGUGGGAUACUUUUACGAAAAGGGUAAAGGUGUGGAACCAAACGAAGAAAAAGCAGCUAAGUGGUACCGUGUAGCAGCUGAUAAUAAGGAUCCAAGAGCACUUAAUAAACUCAAAAUGAGUGAUAGAGCUACAAGAAAGGCAAGAAGUUUGAGUACGUUCAACUUUAGUUUCCUAAUGGAUCAGAAAGACGACAAAACAGAUACUAAAUCAUUUCACUUAAAUCUCGAUGAUCAAAACGACGAGGAUCACUCUGCAAAUUCGAAUGCUAAUGCAAAUGCUAUGAAUCAUAGACGUUAUAUGUCAGCUCCCGUCGAUGCGCUUCCGCAGCAAUAUCAGAGUACAACUCCUAAUGUGCCUGAAUCUGCCCCUGCUCCUGGCCAUGUCCCCGGACCGGGGGAACCUAGCCUUGGACAAGGACUUGGACAGGGACCCGGAACCCCUUCCACGAAAUAUAACACAAACUGGGAAACACCAGAACAAUACCACUCGCACAUUCACCAAAAAUCGCUAGAUCAACAUUCACAGAAAACCCCAAAUCUAAAGCCUCUCUCAAUGCAUGCUCGAAAUUCCAGUCAGGCCAAUAGUUCCGAUAUAUUUGGCCAGUCCGGAAACGUGAGGGGAAAGGCAAAUCUAAACUCAAAUUCUAACACAACCACAAAAGAAGGCAAGGAAAAGGGUAAAGCGAAGAACAAGGACAAGAAAGGAUGUGUUAUUAUGUAG